Messenger RNA from Centropristis striata (black sea bass), 1002 nucleotides. RefSeq names its product olfactory receptor 1M1-like. Gene Ontology annotation, molecular function: G protein-coupled receptor activity; olfactory receptor activity. NCBI's taxonomy places the organism in Eukaryota, Metazoa, Chordata, Actinopteri, Perciformes, Serranidae. The record is from RefSeq and is a predicted model, not a curated record. The coding region runs from base 1 to 1002 and encodes 333 amino acids. The transcript has a single exon. Gene Ontology annotation, biological process: G protein-coupled receptor signaling pathway. Gene Ontology annotation, cellular component: membrane.
AUGUCUUCUUUCAGGACGAUUUUAAACAACUCUGUCAUCAUUCAUCCUCCAGGCUUUUACAUCAUUGGAUUUGAGACAUUUCCCUACAUCAGUGUGUAUCUCAUCUUUCUAGCAUUUGUCUAUGUGGUUACAGUGCUGUUCAACACUUUGGUUAUCUAUGUAAUUGCCUUUAAUCACUGCUUACACACUCCGAAAUUUUUUGCUGUUGUCAACCUUGCAGUAGUUGAUAUUAUCCUCAAUACCAGCAUUAUUCCCAGCAUGAUAAAGACAUUCCUUGUUAAGGACAACUUUAUUCCAUUCAACUUGUGUUUUGUACAAAUGUUUUUCUACUAUACUUUUGGGACUUUGGAGUCAUAUGCACUUGCUAUACUUGCCUAUGACAGGUUGAUUGCAAUUUGUUUUCCCCUACGUCACAACUCAAUCAACACGCUGCGGAGCAUUUCUCAUGUUAUCGGCCUGACUUGGUGUUUUUCUCUGGGAAGCAUUGCAUUUUCAACAGGCAUAAUGACUCGGCUUUCUUUUUGCAAUUCUGUCAAAGUGUUCAGCUAUUUUUGUGACUAUGCACCUGUGUUCAGACUCGCCUGUAAUGAUUACACAUUGCAGUGGUCUACAGCUUCUUUUCUCACUAUUUUGCUCCUCGUAGGACCUUUUAUUUUUAUUUUUCUAUCUUAUAUUAGCAUUUUAGUGACUGUAUUCAGGAUGAAAUCUGUAGAAAGUCGAGUGAAGGCUUUGACCACUUGUGUUGAGCAUAUCAUCCUUGUUGCCGUAUUCUAUAUUCCUCUCAUUACCAUUUUUAUAAUCGGGUUUUAUCUGCGAGUCAUUGAUCCUGACCAGCGUGUGCUGAGCCUGUCACUGGCUUCUUGCAUCCCACCUUGUGUCAAUCCUAUUGUAUAUUCUUUAAAAACCAAAGAGAUCAAAAUCAGAGCACUGGCACUGAUAAGAAAAACUAAAAUUGGUACGGAUCAUUAUAAGGGCAAACCCCGACGGGUUAAUAAAACAUAA